UACUGAUUAAUGCGGGGUUUGUUGAAUGUCACCGGAGUUGAUUUGAUGCCGUCCUUUGUGUUCACCUGGGGGGAAGCCCUUUUACUUGUUACGUUCCAAGCUCCGUUCUAUGAUCUCACGGCUAUGCUUCGUUUCAGCUUAAGUCAUGGCGCAGCUGACGCUACAAGGUAGUUGAACCAAUCAAGCAGCGGCAAACACGCAAGUCACUGAUCCUUUUCCGUUUAUAAUUGAAUCAGCGAUGAGCUAAACAUGCAAAAGCUUGACGAACACCAUAAUGGCCCGCUAUUGAGGCUGUCUGAUUGGUCCCUCCAGAGCGUAGCUUCGGCUGUGUCUGGACUGAAUGUGAAACGAAGUGUAAUGUCUCACCAAUGAAAACUUAGAUAUGACUGCCUCUUAUUCCAUUAUGCCAAAGGAUAUUACAGCCUUGUCUUUUUGCAAAUGCUUUCAUUCUAACGCUUCACCGGUUGACCUACCUUUUCUCCAACCGUCGUCUAUUUUACAGCGCUCUGAUCAUCAAUUCAAAAUAGGCCUACCUCACUGAGAAUCCUCAGCAUACAUUGGCUCCUUCAUUCCUCGAACGUACUCACAUUCGAGCCGCCUCCAAGCAUUUUAGCUAACAUAGUUUAUGUAAAGUUUCAUCGAAUGAUUUAUUCUGUUAAAGCAUAUUUGGCUCAGAUAUUUCUGUUUUAUUUCCAGCAGUGGUGCAUUGUUGGCUUUGUUCUUGUGUGUGUGUGUUCUUGCUUAUUCUGUUAUUUUUAACCACACCCCUCUGUAAUGUCCUCUGGGCCCUGAAGACACCUAUAUAAAUAAAUAAAAAAAAGUAUUGAGUGCGAUAAAACAGGGCUAAUCAUUACGCUACAGGCAUGCAUACACUGCAUCCGACGACCCAUGAAUAGCGUCCCUUCAGUUUUCGCUGAUAGUUCGUGCCGUCAUCUCAACGGGCAAACACUGUCUGGAAACAUGGAGGUAGGAAGAAGAGGACGUGACAUACCGGCUCAUACCGUUGGGGGCGUGUCCCUCCAGACCAGAAGUCUCCCCCGGCUACACCUCUGGUGGCGUCAUGUCGCCUCCAGAAGCCUCCUACCUCCAUGUCUGAAAACGACAGUUGAGUAAAGGAGAGGUAUAGUAUUUACGCUUUAGACACGCGCCAGAUUACAGCCGUCAUUGCUCACCUUCUUUUGCUUUACACAGAUGUUGAGUCUGUGAAGCGAGCGUUGACGAGAUUCCACAAAAGCCAAUGCUUGGGAGAAGGACAAGGUAGAAUCUAGAAAUGGACAUAACCGUCCCUGCUCUGGUCAUGAUGAAGUGAAGCAAACAUGAUAGGAGAAAACAAAAAUUGAAGGUCGGUUAUGGUGGCGCCCAUGCACAGCUGCCGCAAAAUGUCUAUACUACUGAAGUAGAAAGCGCAACAUAAAUUAGGAAUUCACUCGGAGGUUAGGCGAGCCAGGAAAAGAGUAUCAAGCUCGAAGGCAAAAUCGUGGCAAAGUGAAAGUUAGUUGUGCGAGAUUUGUGUAAUAUAAAUAAGAUUACCUGACGCUUUAAGUAGACCGAUGUAGACAUGAAAGGUUUGAGGCCGAACCUAUGCUGCGGCCUUUGCAUUUUGCCAAAGCUGGUAUAUACCGAAUCAUUGAUUCCAGGUUGAAUCUCAGCAGACCCUUACCGCCAAUGAUCUCUUGACGAGAAUACGAAGGUACGCUGUUGGGUUUCAGCAACAUGGCUUGAAGCCUGGCUCAAGGGUAUGCACCCAUGUCCGAAACACAAUCGAUAAUAUAGCCGCAGGAUUGGCGGUUGUAUUCGCUGGAGGGACACUUGUAAUGGCAAAGACCUCCUACGUUGCAAGGGAGUUAAUAUACACAAUUCGAGACAGCGAAUGUGAUUACAUCCUCACAGACAAAAAUACAGCUCCAAAUCUUCUGAAAAUUACCAUGCCGUCAACCAUUAAGAAGCUGUUUUCUGUUGGAGGAGCACCCGGUUGCAUUGACGUCCUCGAGUUCCAAGACUACUCGGAGGCUAGUCUGAAGCCCCACGUGCCUGCUGACACAACGGAGGAGGUCGUCGUGAUGCUGUACACGUCAGGAACCACGGGCCUCCCAAAAGCCGUGCAAAUGUCCCACAAAGCUUACGUCUCCUGCUACCGUGCUUUAAUGGCUUCAGGGGUUUUCGCUGAUGAUGACAUCAUGCUUGCUUGGAAUCCCUUCACUCACGUCUCCGGGUUUGUGAUCGACAGCAUCUGCGUGUGCCUGGGAGUAAGGGUGAUAAUUACGGAGCACUCCCUAUCGUGGAAAGAUUUCUUGGAGACUCUCUCUACGCAUCAACAUUCACAAACAAAGAAAAAACAAAUUUCCAUGGACUGCAUCAUGACAACAUAA
Ixodes scapularis (black-legged tick) is the source of this 2369-nucleotide messenger RNA. RefSeq names its product 4-coumarate--CoA ligase 2. Bases 1815 to 2369 code for a protein of 184 amino acids. The transcript is spliced from 5 exons. Gene Ontology annotation, molecular function: CoA-ligase activity. The record is from RefSeq and is a predicted model, not a curated record. Lineage: Eukaryota; Metazoa; Arthropoda; Arachnida; Ixodida; Ixodidae.